GGGGAACUAUUAAUUAGAAAAGAAUGACCGAAAAAUUACCCCAAUUACCCCAGCCCUUCACCCCAUCUCCCCUAUCUGAAGAUCGCAAUUCCCCUUCAUACGUCUCCUUCCGUCUCUCUCUGGGAUCUGCAAACCUGCUCAUCUUACGGCUCCAGAACCUCCGGUUCAUCAUCCCUCCCCCAACAACCAACAAUGAAUCCUGGCCGACAACCACGACUAAUGCCUUCGUAAACCAUGAUUCCGGCUGCUUGCGUCUCCUUCCUUCACUCUUCUUCAGUUCUUCUCCUUCCUUAUUCUCCACGGUGAAAGUGAAAGGUUGUGGUAUUGGAUUGAAGCUGGCGGCUAGGGUCUGGAAGGCGGCGACGAUAGGCGAUGGGGUCUGGGAGGCUGAGAGGGGAGGGAUCUGAGGAUAAGAGGGGGCUAAGAAGUUGGGAGGGAGGUGCAGGGGAGGGGUGCAGAGUACUGGUCAAGGAGAAGGGGAAAGGAGAUGAUUGCAGGGGUGGCCAGCGGAGGCCGGGAGGGGAGGGGAUGGGGUGGUGCUGGUCACCGGCUGUGGCCGAAUGGGGGGCUGGAGAGUUGGGGAGGGGGCUGGGGAGCAGAUGGGGCGGCAUUUACUGGACAUGGCAGUGGUGGUUGCCGGCGGUGCCGGACGUGGUGGUUGUCGGUGGUUGUCGGUGGUGAUCGCCUGCCGUAAUGACUGGACAUGGUUAGGUAACUGUAACUGAUCAGGUAACUGGCGGGUCUGGUAACUGAAAUUAGUCGGGUGACUGUAAUUGAUCGAGUCAAGUAACUAUAACGCAACGUGUAAUUGUUAGGGUCAUGUAAAUAUAAUUGGUCUAGUAACUUGUCAGAUCAGGUAACUAUAACUGGAGCGGUAGUGACGGGAAUACUAGUCACUGGAACGACAAUAACCGAAAUGGUGGUCACUGGAGCAGUGGUAACUGGGACGGUGGUCACUGGACAGGUAGUAACUGAGAUGAUGGUCACUGGAGCGCUAGUAACUGAGAUGAUGAUCACUGGAGCGGUAGUAACUGAGACGGUAGUCACUAGAGCGGUAGUAACUGGAAAUCAGUCAUUGGAGCGAUUGUAACUGGAACAAUUGAUGAAGCUAAUUUUUAUGUAAUAAUUAAAUACUUCCUCCGUUCUUAAAUAAAUGCAACAGUCAACAUUUCACAUUUGCCAAGACACGACUUUGACCAUUAAUAUAUAUAAUUAUGUAUUAGUAAAAGAAUUAAAAAAAUUAGAUUUUGAAAAUUU
Cuscuta epithymum is the source of this 1257-nucleotide messenger RNA. NCBI's taxonomy places the organism in Eukaryota, Viridiplantae, Streptophyta, Magnoliopsida, Solanales, Convolvulaceae. The record is from the annotation of a GenBank genome assembly.